AAAAAUGGAACUGAAACCGUUACUAAGGCGAGUGGGCUCGAUAGUCCGUGCCAUCCUGACAUUCCUCUUUGCCCUGGUGGUGCUGGGGGUGAUGGUGUGGGCCUACGUCCAGGGCUUCCAGCUGGCCACCUCCCCGUACGGCAUCAUCUCCUUUGGCUUCUAUGGCCUCCUGCUGGGGCUCCACGUCCUGGUCCAGAGCUUUUUCGCCUUCGUGGAGCACCGCCGCAUGAGGGACCGAAGCAAGGCCUGCACAUUCACCAAGACCAUCGGUUUCACUAUCUCAGCCUACCAGGAGGACCCAGAAUACCUGCGCGAGUGCCUCAACUCCAUUCGGGCCCUCAAGUACCCUCCAGAGCUGCUGCGGGUCAUCAUGGUGGUGGAUGGGAACUCAGAGGACGACCUCUACAUGCUGGAGAUGUUCAGGGAGGUGUUUGCAGACCAGGACCCUGGCUGUUACGUGUGGAGGAAUAACUACCACACGUGGGACCCCACCCAGACCCAGGAGGGGGGCAUCCUCGAGGUGAUAGGCCCCGCCGGGGAUGCUAGUUAUGGGCUGGGAGAGGACCCCCAGAGGAGGGAGGUGGAGGAUCUGAUCAACAGCAGGAGGUGUGUGUGCAUCAUGCAGAAGUGGGGUGGAAAGAGGGAGGUGAUGUACACAGCGUUCAAGGCACUGGGACUGUCGGUGGACUACAUACAGGUGUGUGACUCUGACACCAAGCUAGACCCCCUGGCUACGGUGGAGCUGUGUAAGGUUCUGGAGAGCAACCAGAAGUACGGGGCMGUGGGAGGAGARGUGAUGAUCCUCAACCUCAAGGAGUCCUACAUCAGCUUCAUGAGCAGCCUGCGCUACUGGAUGGCGUUCAACAUUGAGAGGUCCUGCCAGUCCUUCUUCAACUGUGUCUCCUGCAUCAGCGGCCCAUUGGGUCUGUACAGGAAUGACCUCCUCCAGCAGUUCUUAGAGUCCUGGUACAACCAGAAGUUCCUGGGGACUCACUGCACAUUUGGGGAUGACAGACAUCUCACCAACCGCAUGCUCAGCAUGGGCUAUGCCACCAAAUACACGGCCCGCUCCAAGUGCUACACGGAGACGCCAGGCCAGUUCCUCCGGUGGCUCAACCAGCAGACACGCUGGACCAAGUCUUACUUUCGCGAGUGGCUCUACAACGCCAUGUGGUGGCACAAGCACCACCUGUGGAUGACCUACGAGUCCAUCGUCUCUGGUGUCUUCCCCUUCUUCGURACGGCCACCAUCAUCCAGCUGUUCUGGARAGGCACRCUGUGGGARAUCCUCUGGGUCCUCUGCUGCAUCCAGCUCAUCGGCCUGAUCAAGGCGGCCUAUGCCUGCAUCCUGCGCCGCGACCUGGUCAUGGUGUUCAUGUCCCUCUACUCUGCCCUCUACAUGACCAGCCUGCUGCCCGCCAAGUACUUUGCCAUCAUCACCAUGAACAAGAGCAGCUGGGGCACGUCGGGCCGCCGCAAGAUGGUUGGGAACUACAUCCCCCUGCUGCCUCUGUCGGUGUGGGCGGCCAUCUUGCUGGGCGGGUCCUGCUACACCAUCUACAAGGAGAGCCAGAAGGGCUGGUUCACGCCGGCUAAGGUACUAGAGACCAGGUUUCUGAUCUACGGCUGUGUGGCGUACGUCUGCUACUGGUUCCUCAUGAUCUUCCUCUACUGGGUGUGGUUCCGCAGGCUGUGUAGGAAACGCUCCCAAAGUUAUGACGUUAGCAUAUAGGGACAGUUUCUAUACAAGAGAAAAAAGACUGGAUAUUUAGUAUUUAUUUAAUGUUUUGUACAUCAAAGAUUUUUCAUUUAUUUAUUUAAUCUUGUGCUACAGUAGCUGUUUGUGAACAGAUAACCUUUAUACAGCUGCUAAAUCAACUGAACCAUAGAAUAUAUAAAUGUAUAUAAUGUACUGUAUAUGAGAACAAUUACCUAGACUCUGGGAAGCUUCAUCUAGAAUAGUGUCAAAGAUGAGAAUAUAUUGUUGAUAACUACAGUUUGCUGUGCUACUGAAGAUGGAGAAAGGAGUUGUUAGUUGUUAAGUGAGUGAAUAUUUGACAUUCAGUUGUCUUUACACAUACUUUAUAACUGAAACUGCAUAUGGAAGCAAUAUAGUAUACCUCUCAGGAGUCCUCUCAGCAGUUGAUGAUAAGACUAAUAAUCUAUUCUAGAUGGCCCUUGAUUUGCUGUUGCUUAUUUCUACUGACUGCCUAACAAACGAAGUGUUACAUUUAUUUAAUAUAAGGAUUUGUAAUCUCUCUUGAGCACAACAUGAUUGAACUGUUAUUAGAUCACGCUGUAUGUGACUUGAUAUGUGCCUUACAGAACAAAAUACCAUAUCAGACAUAGUAGCUUUUCUUUGUUUUUAAAUAUACUUCUCUCAAUAAUGCACUGGAAAUUGGACUGGAUUUUAAUCAGAGUUUUCUUUUAAACAUUACCUUGGAAGAAAACUAGCAAAAUGUCUUGUGGUUCUAAGUGAAAAUAUUUAUUUCAGUGUAAAUAAUAGUGACAGACUCCGUAGGAAGACAAUUAGACAAUCAUACAUGUGAUAUCCACUCCCAGGGAUGCUUUGUGAAGCCCUGUGAGAUAGACGGACAAUGGUUCUGCUGUCAUGUUGAGUAUAAACAUGAGAGAUGCACCUGGCUCGGUUUGAACUGAACUGACUGAGCACAUCGGUAUAGAUUGUUUAUGCACAUUUUUCAUUGUAUGUGAUGAUUUCCUCUGUCAUAUUACUUUACAAAUGUGAAUGAAUGUAUGUAUGU
Molecule: messenger RNA, 2762 nt
Organism: Salvelinus sp. IW2-2015
Lineage: Eukaryota; Metazoa; Chordata; Actinopteri; Salmoniformes; Salmonidae
Product: hyaluronan synthase 1-like
Biological process (GO): extracellular matrix assembly; hyaluronan biosynthetic process
Cellular component (GO): plasma membrane
Molecular function (GO): hyaluronan synthase activity
Source: RefSeq, a predicted model, not a curated record